Messenger RNA from Alternaria viburni, 1533 nucleotides. RefSeq lists its product as uncharacterized. The coding region runs from base 1 to 1533 and encodes 510 amino acids. The transcript has 2 exons. Lineage: Eukaryota; Fungi; Ascomycota; Dothideomycetes; Pleosporales; Pleosporaceae. The record is from RefSeq and is a predicted model, not a curated record.
AUGAAACAACUCACAUCAUUCCCAACCAUCGACGUCCUAGUAAUAGGCGGAGGAAAUGCGGGCUUCUCCGCUGCCACAGCUGCCUCAGACGCGGGAGCACGCCGCGUUGUUCUCAUUGAGAAGGCACCAGAAGAUUGGGCCGGAGGUAACAGCUACUUCACAGCAGGCGCCUUCCGCACCGUGCACAAUGGCACCAGCGACCUCCUACCCAUCGUCAACAACGUCGAUACCGAAACAGCGAAACUCAUAGACAUGGAACCAUACACCAAAGACGAUUUCCAGAAAGACAUGGAUCGAGUAUGCCUAUGCCGUUCAGAUCCCGACCUAAGCAAAGCGCUCAUCUCAGAAUCCAACGAAGCCGUAAAAUGGCUUGCAAACAACGGUAUCCGAUACCAACUAUCCUUCAACCGGCAAGCCUACAAAGUGAAUGGCCGCUACAAAUUCUGGGGCGGCAUGGCCCUCAAGACGCAAGACGGGGGGAAAGGUCUCAUUCAAGACCACCAAGCCUGCGCCCGCAGACACGGAAUCGAAGUAUACUACUCCACGCCUGCCAAACGCAUCGUAACCUCUCCCUCGGGUACCAUCACAGGCGUUGUCGUUGACUACAAGGGUAUGUCUACACACAUACCCACGAAGACCGUCAUCCUAGCUGCCGGCGGCUUCGAAGCAAAUCCACGCAUGCGCGCCCAAUAUCUCGGUCCGUCCUGGGAUCUCGCGCGCGUCCGCGGCACGCCCUUCAACACCGGCGAAGUCCUCGAGUACGCUAUCCGCGACGUGGAUGCGAAGCAAGCGGGGAAUUGGUCUGGGUGCCAUUCUACCUGCUGGGAUGCUAACGCGCCUGCGAACAGCGGCGACCGGCUUAUCUCGAAUGAAUUCACCAAGUCGGGAUAUCCGCUUGGCAUUAUGGUCAACACAGAGGGAAAAAGGUUUGUAGACGAGGGCAUCGAUAUGCGGAAUUACACGUAUGCGAAGUUUGGACGUGCGAUACAUGGGCAGCCUGAUGGGGUGGCGUGGCAGGUUUGGGAUCAGAGGGUUGUGGGGUGGUUGAGGGAGGAGGAGUACAGGGAUGAGAGGGUAGAGAAGGUUUGGGGGAAGACGGUUGAGGAGUUGGCGGGGAAGUUGGCGGGGGAGGGGGGGUUGACUGAGCCGGAGAGGUUUGUGGAGACGGUGAAGGAGUAUAACGAGGCGGUUUAUGCGGCGAUGGCUGAGAAUUCGAAGAGGAAGUGGGACCCGGCGGUAAAGGAUGGGCUUACUACGCAGUCGUCUAAGAAGAAGCUGGAAUUGGCGAAGUCGAACUGGGCGCUGCCACUUGAUAAGGGCCCGUUUAUGGCUGUCAAAUGGCUUGACUUCUGGGGCGGUAUUUGGGAGGAGAGCUGGGACGGCAGCGGCGAGGUUGGCUGCCAUUGGGGAUACUACAAUGUCCUCAAAGCGGCCGGCGAUUCUAUCACUUUUAUAACAGGCAAUGAGAAGUACGAUUGCAGUUGGUAUGCUCAGAUACUGAAUGUCAAUACAAAGUUUCUAAUGGCUAUAUAG